CCAGCCCCAGCCAUCCACGCCCUCAGCACUCGCUCGCACGCCCCUCCGUUCCCGUCUCGCCCUUCUACGCAUCUCUCGCACAGGCGCGCGCCUCUCGCAGACCCUUUCACCUCGCCGCGCAGCGCUCAGCUGCUGCCUGCCGCUGGCUCACCAUGCCGCAGAACGACUACAUUGAGGAGGCGCAGCGCCGCCAUGGCAAGCGCAUGGACCACGAUGAGCGCAUGCGCAAGCGGACAGCGCGUGCCUCGCACAAGGCCUCUGCCAUCGCGCAGAAGACGACGGGUCUCAAGGCCAAGAUGCUGAACCGCAAGAACCGCGCCGAGAAGAUCCAGAUGAAGAAGACGCUCAAGGCGCGCGAGGAGCGCGACGUCAAGCAGGCCUCGACGUCGGAUGCGCCCGAGCAGGCCCUGCCGGCCUACCUGCUGGACCGUGAGGGCCAGAAGGACGCAAAGGCCCUCUCGGCGGCGGUCAAGGAGAGACGCAAGGACAAGGCGGCGAGAUACGCUGUGCCGCUGCCGCAGGUGCGCGGCCUGGCGGAGGACGAGACGUUCAAGGUCGUCAAGACGGGCAAGCGUAAGAGCAAGGGGUGGAAGCGCAUGGUGACGAAGGCGACGUUCGUGGGCGAGAGCUUCACGCGGAAACCGCCGAAGCUGGAGCGCUUCAUUCGGCCCAUGGGCCUGCGCUACCGCAAGGCGCACAUUACGCAUCCCGACCUGAAGGCGACCUUCCAGCUGCCGAUCAUCGGCGUGAAGAAGAACCCCCAAUCGCCGAUGUACACGCAGCUCGGCGUGCUGACCAAGGGCACCAUCAUCGAGGUCAACGUGUCCGAGCUCGGCAUGGUCACGACGGGCGGCAAGGUCGUGUGGGGCAAGUAUGCGCAGAUCACGAACAACCCGGAAAACGACGGCUGCGUCAACGGUGUCCUCCUCCUCUCGACUUGAUUGGCCUGGUCAGCGCACGUCCGUGUCGCACGUCUGCGGGCGGCCUCCUGGCCACGGCACGGCACCACGGCACGAUGCGUGGCCGCUGCUCGAAUGCCCUUUCUCGUUCCGGUCCUGGGUCUGUACGAUAUGUGAUCGCGGCUCUCUCACAGCACUUCCGUCCAUUCAAAUCUCAUCAGUUGCAGCUU
Tilletiopsis washingtonensis is the source of this 1129-nucleotide messenger RNA. Its product is annotated as putative NSA2-involved in biogenesis of ribosomal large subunit. Gene Ontology annotation, cellular component: nucleolus; preribosome, large subunit precursor. Lineage: Eukaryota; Fungi; Basidiomycota; Exobasidiomycetes; Entylomatales. Gene Ontology annotation, biological process: maturation of LSU-rRNA; maturation of 5.8S rRNA. The record is from RefSeq and is a predicted model, not a curated record. The transcript has 6 exons. Bases 153 to 941 code for a protein of 262 amino acids.